Messenger RNA from Paramisgurnus dabryanus, 1930 nucleotides. RefSeq names its product histamine N-methyltransferase-like. Lineage: Eukaryota; Metazoa; Chordata; Actinopteri; Cypriniformes; Cobitidae. Gene Ontology annotation, molecular function: N-methyltransferase activity. The record is from RefSeq and is a predicted model, not a curated record.
UGCUGUACACCAGUUAGAGAAGAUUAACCAAUUUUUUGCAUAAAGGCAGCUUGUGGAAGGGGCCCUAGCCCCCGUUAUAGUGCUUAGUUUUAGUCCUGAGAGGCUUGGUUGCCGAAAGGUUGCCGUUAGAAGGCCAUACAUGCAGGUUCCAGAGUUCUGGCUGGGGAUGCCUGAUCGGCUCUUUUGUUUAAGAAAGGAGUUAUUUCCUCAGUUGCAUCUGGGAGUAAUCAGCAACACUGCGCAUUUGUCCUCCCUGAUCUUUCCGCAGCAAAGCAACAAGGAGAAACGCAUAGAGAGGGCACCUCAAGAGGCUGAAGAAACACCUCAAGAAAUACCUUGAGCAGUGUGCGUUCUCCUCCAAGACAAACAGGUCGAUUUCCACUCAACUAAAGACGGUCCAGAUCAUCGUGUUGGCUAUGCCUGGAACGUGCAUCGCCCUGAUAGAGUGUACAUUGAGCCCAUAAAAUGAAGCAUUUCGACAGUCUGUAAAGGGGUCGAGAUCUCAGUCCUCCUUGGUGAUUUAUACAUAAAAACACGGUCAUGUUCUCCGACCGAACCAGAACAUGAUGUUGCUAGAUUUUGGGCUGGAAAUACUGAAGUGCCAAUAUCAUUGCCUUUAUCUCAAGGUUGUAGCUGAGACAGAUGAGCGUUCCACUUUCUGUCCUGCCGUAGCAGUGCGCACCUCAUUCUUUCAUAGAGGCAUCCGUGGUACACUUUCUUCCAGCAUACCAAACAGAGCUCUGUCUCCGAAAGGAACAGUGUUGCUUUAAGAGAGUGGGCGAGGUUCGGUGUGGUGGGCGGGGCUGAAGAGCUUCUUGGAUGAGUUAUGUUUAAUAUCCUCACGCAUUAUUAAAAGGAGGUCAGUAAAGCAAGGACCAUGGCAGCUCCAUUAAGAUCACUUGUUGAAGAUACUUCAAGAUAUCUCAAAUCAUUUGAACUCUUUCUGGAUCACUCAUCAGAGCACCAAUGUAUGCAGGACUUCAUCCAUAAUACUCUACCAGACAUACUGGGAAGCAUUGGUGGAGGACGGCCGGUUUUUAAUGUAAUGGGUGUAGGGAGUGGUACAGGUGAGAUUGAUCUAGAGAUGCUAGCACAGCUACACAUGAAACAUCCACAAGUCAAAGUCGACAACGAAGUUGUGGAACCAAGCAUUGACAUGUUACACAAGUAUAAAGUUUUGGUGUCAAAAACACCAAAUCUUGAUUAUAUUAACUUCACUUGGAAUAAGAUGACAGCUUCAGAAUUUGAAAAACACUGGCAGGAGAAAAACCUUGGAAAAAAGAUGGACUUCAUUCACUUGAUACAGAUGCUGUAUUUUGUGAAAGAUCCAGAGGCCACUGUCUCAUUUUUCCGGAGUCUUUUAGAUAAAGAUGUAAAUCUCUUAAUCAGUCUGGUGUCAGGUGAGAGCGGAUGGGGAAAAUUAUGGAGGACCUACAGAGCUGCUCUCGCUAAAAAUGAGAUCGACAAUGUAUCUGUCAAUAUUGGAGAUAUAAAGACCUUUCUGGAUACCAAGGACAUCCCAUACAGUAAUUAUGUGAUUCAGUCCCAUAUGGACAUCACAGAGUGUUUCACAGAGGGAGAUGAGGUCGGAGAACUGCUGUUGGAUUUCCUAACUCAAGUGGUAGAGUUCAGUAAGAACGCUCCUGAGGACCUGAAGAAAGGAGUGCUGGACUUACUGAGACAUCCAGACUGCAGUAAAGAGGUGGAAGGCAGGAUAAUAUUCAACAAUAACCUGGAAGUCUUAGUGGUUGAGUCGUAGCCCCAUGACUCCUUAAUAUCUGACCGACCUCCGAAGGACUUUUGUGUUUAGCAUUCAAUUUCAUGCCAACGCAGAAUGUGUCCUAUAUUUUUACAUUUUGAAUUCCUGUGCCAAAAAUAUGGGGGUCUGGCUUAUCAUAACAUAUAAAACAUAAUAAACAGUAAUUGCAUA